AUGAGGCUUGUUGCUCAACCUGGUGAUAAUCUUUACUGUCAUCUGUCUGUGAACACUCAACUGUUGGCUCGGUUUAACCACUUGCUAGAAGUGGGAAAGAAUAACUUCAGGCCUCCUCCUAAGGUUGACUCUUCAGUCCUCAGGAUUGAACCAAGGAAACUGCUUCCUCCGGUGAUACAGAAAUGGCCGUGUGUGUCACUGCUUUGGGAGACUCUCGGGGACCUGAGCUUGGACCCCGACGAAGGGAAAGAUGAGGAUAUGGAGAUGGACGAAGGGGAUACAAAAGCUUCUGAUUAUAAAGAUAGAGUUUUAGGUGUGUUAAAUCAAGGAGGUUUUGAAGAAAAAAGAUCUUCCAAACUCACACAAGAAGAUUUUAUGCACUUACUCUCGUUGUUUAACAAGGCUGGUAUUCAUUUUCCUUAG
This is a messenger RNA of Fraxinus pennsylvanica, 423 nucleotides long. The record is from the annotation of a GenBank genome assembly. Lineage: Eukaryota; Viridiplantae; Streptophyta; Magnoliopsida; Lamiales; Oleaceae.